AUGGAAUGGAUUUCCUUCUCGCUUUUUUUUGGUCUAGAGAAGAAGACUGCGAUCGAAGAGGCGAUUGAAGCGGCUGAGAAUGACAGUCGAAUUCAACCCGAAUACGAGUUUGUUUACAAGCAGGCAGUCACUCCAAACGAUGUCUACCUCCAAAUGAGCGACAAAACUCCAUCCACGAUUUUCUGCGAGGAGCUUGUGAUGAAGAUCAAGCUUCCAGACACCGAGUCUUCGAGCGAGAUCAAGCUCGAUGUGAAGCCAACGUAUCUCAAGCUCACAUCUCCUCGCUACUAUCUCGCGACGUACCUUCCACACAAGGUGAACGAUACCAGGAGCUCUGCCACGUGGGACGCCUUGUCAGCAACCCUCGUCCUCACAAUGCCCAUGGUGGACAGAAAUAUGCUUGCUGACUAGGCGCCACG
Messenger RNA from Selaginella moellendorffii, 419 nucleotides. Its product is annotated as protein PIH1D3-like. The transcript is spliced from 4 exons. The record is from RefSeq and is a predicted model, not a curated record. Gene Ontology annotation, biological process: axonemal dynein complex assembly. Gene Ontology annotation, cellular component: cytoplasm. The coding region runs from base 1 to 411 and encodes 136 amino acids. Lineage: Eukaryota; Viridiplantae; Streptophyta; Lycopodiopsida; Selaginellales; Selaginellaceae. Gene Ontology annotation, molecular function: protein-folding chaperone binding; dynein intermediate chain binding.